Molecule: messenger RNA, 6382 nt
Organism: Trematomus bernacchii (emerald rockcod)
Lineage: Eukaryota; Metazoa; Chordata; Actinopteri; Perciformes; Nototheniidae
Gene: tsc2
Product: TSC complex subunit 2
Exons: 42
Coding region: 327-6029 (1900 amino acids)
Biological process (GO): negative regulation of insulin receptor signaling pathway; regulation of small GTPase mediated signal transduction; negative regulation of Wnt signaling pathway
Cellular component (GO): nucleus; cytoplasm; TSC1-TSC2 complex
Molecular function (GO): GTPase activator activity
Source: RefSeq, a predicted model, not a curated record
GGAGGGUCUUUGCUCCGAGAUCCUCGCCUCCUCCGGCUCUACCUUCACCUCCACAGAGGAACCUGGACCCUGAUUCCUCCGUCUGGUGGAAGUGCCCCUGUCACAGCGUUAGUGUGUCAUCCGGUUGGGAAGUGGAGGAGGACUGAGCCUGGACGAGAGCAAGCUUCCAGCAGCAAUUGCAGAGUUUUAUCAAUGCAGAGACACAGACGGCUCUGUUGGCUGUAUAUGGACGAAGCUGCGGCCUUAUGAAGCCGAGAGAGACUCCUCUGCAUUAAGGCAGCUCUCAGUCCCAGCCUGUGCGGUUGACCGCCCCUUCAGGUUGGGCCAUGAAUAAACAACCGAGCAAAGAGAGUCUCAAGGACAAGGUGAAGGGGAUCUUUGGGCUGGGAACCCCGCGGCCGCUCAGCAAACAGAGUGACGCCCGACCGUCAGAGUUCAUCAUCACGACGGACAUCAUCAAGGAGCUCCAACCAGACUGCGGUCUGAGCACCCGCGUCCGCAUGAUGAACCAUGUCUGUGAGCUCGCCAAAACAAAGAAAUUUGAGGAUCAUGCUGUGGAGGCUGUAUGGAAAGCCGUGGAGGACAUGCUGACUCCAGAGCAGCCACUGGAGGCCAGACAUGCGGUCCUGCAGCUGCUGAGGGCCAUUAUACAGGGACAGGGCGAGCGGCUCGGCCCUCUGAGAGCAUUCUUUUUCAACGUGAUCAGAGACUACCAACCAUCCAACGAGGACCUCUCUGAUAGGCUGGAAGUCUUCAAGGCCUUAACCGAGAACGGGAAAGACAUCACUUAUCUGGAAGAAGAUAUAGCACGCUUUGUCCUCCUGUGGAUGGACAUAGGUCUUACCUCCGAUUUUCUCCAUGUUCUUGUAAAUCUGGUGAAGUUCAACAGCUGCUACCUGGACCAAAACGUCUCCGUCAUGGUCCAGAAAAUCUGCCUCCUGUGCAAUAGAACUACAUCUUCAACAGAUAUUGAGGUGGCACUACAAGUAUUGGAUGCAGUGGUGUGUUACAACUGCCUGCCCUCAGACUCUCUCACUGUCUUCAUCAUCACACUGUGUCGCACUGUCAACGUCAAGGAGUUCUGUGAAUCCUGCUGGAAGUUGAUGAGGAAGGUGUUGGGGACUCACCUCGGCCACAGUGCAAUCUACACCAUGUGCCGGAUAAUGGAGGAGAGAGUGUACAUGGAGGACGCCCCGUUGUUGAGAGGAGCCGUGUUCUUUGUUGGGAUGGCACUGUGGGGCGCACACAGACUCCCCGCCCUGAAAAACACACCUACACUCGUUCUGCCAUCUUUCUACAAGGCCAUGUCGAGUGCCAAUGAGGUGGUGUCCUAUGAAAUCGUCCUCUCCAUCACCAGACUGAUCAAGAAGUACGGCAAAGAGCUGCAGGUGGUCACAUGGGACAUCCUGCUGGGCAUCAUAGAGCGGCUGCUGCAGCAGAUCCAGACAAUAGGCAGUGCGGAGUUGAAGGCCAUUGUGUACGAGCUGCUGACCACAGUGGAGGAGCUGUACGAGCAGAACGGUUACCACGGCUCCACAGAGAAGUUCUUCAGUCUGGUGGAGAAAUGUGCCGACAAGAGACCUGAUGCAUCAGUGCUGACCCUCAUCUCGUACAGAGCCCAGUCUAUUCAACCAGCCAAGGACGGCUGGAUUCAGAGCCUUCACCGCCUCAUGGAGAAAUUCUUCAGAAACGAGACUCGCAGCGUGAUAAGGAUCAAAGUACUUCAUAUCCUGUCCUUCGUUCUCAGUACCAACCGACAGCUUUACGAGGACGAGUUGAUUGAGAUGGUGGUGAUCCCCCAGCUCAGUGGGAUAGCUGAAGACCGUGACCUUGCUGUUCGAAAACAGGCCACCCAGCUGCUGGUGGACCUGGCAGAGGGCUGCAACACACACCACUUCAAUAGCCUGCUGGACAUCAUUGAGAAGGUGGCCAGCCGCUCUCUGGUGAGUUCAGGGCCCCUGGAGGUCACUGAGAGAGACCCCACAGGAGAGUCUCCUAUGGAGGACGUUAGGACGGCUAUACUGGGCCUGCUGGAAAUCCUGCAGAGCAAGCUCUACAGCCUACCAGCCGGUCACGCCAGUCGUGUGUAUGAGCUGCUAAUCAGCCACCUGCAGCUCCACUACAAGAACAAAUACUGCUCAGCUAUCGCUUGCAGCAUCAGACUGCAGGUGUUUGACUUCUUCCUGAUGAUGCGAGUGGACUCUCUUCACCGCCUUGGUGUCCCCAACAAAGACGGGGUCCUGAGGUUUAGCCCUUACUGCUACUGUGACACAGGGAUUUUAAAUGGUGGUUUCAGGGAGCCAGAGAAGCGUGUCAGUGAGAAGAAGCCUGCAGGUUCAACAUCUCCUCCUGCUGGCAGCCCUGCCCCCCUCACUGCUCCUUCAACAGCCUCCAUCCGCUCGGCCUACCUGCCCUACGCACCAGCCUUCAAUGUCCUCCUGCAGGGCCUGAAGAUGGAGACCGAUUGGAAGGUGCUGAAGCUGGUUCUGGACAAGCUGCCGUGGACGCUGCAGUACAAAGUGCUGCUGCUCACAUCCCCAUGCAGCUUGGACCAGCUGUGCUCCACACUCUGCUGCAUGGUGACAGAUCGGCUGAUCUCGGAGCGUUUGAAGAAGACCCCAGACGGGUUUUCUCGCACUGACGUUCAGCUGGCGGUGGUUCCUGUUCUCACAGCCAUCACCUCCUACCAUAACUACCUGGAGCAGGCAAGACAGAGAGAACUGGUUCAGUGCCUCGAGACCGGCCUCAUCUACCGCUGUGCCAAGCAGUGUGUGGUGGCGCUUACAAUGUGCACGGUGGAGAUGCCUGACAUCAUGAUCAAGCUCCUCCCCGCUCUUAUCGUCAAGCUCACCCACAUCUCUGCCACUGUUGCCAUGGCAUCACCUAUGCUCGAGUUCCUCUCCACUCUGGUGCGCCUCCCACAUCUGUACGCCAACUUUGUAGCUGAGCAGUAUGUCAGCGUGUUUGCCAUCUCUCUACCCUACACUAACCCUUCCAAGUUCAACCAGUACAUCGUAUCCCUGGCCCACCAUGUGAUCGCCAUGUGGUUCAUACGCUGCAGACUCCCCUUCCGCAAAGACUUUGUUCAGUACAUCACAAAGGGUCUGCGCUCCAACGCCCUGCUGCCGUUCGAUGACGGUCACGAGCAGAGUGCGUUUCGUGCCCGAAGCACCAGCCUCAACGAGCGGCCCAAGAGUAUGCGGGCGGCGAAAGUGGCGAAGGCAGCGGCGGCGGUAGCCAAUAGCAGCAGCUCUCCAGUUAAAGAGCUGAGGGACCUUUCGGCCAUGGACGCUUUCCGCUCCCGCAGCAUCAGUGUCUCGGAACACGCGGUUCGCAGGAUGCACACCUCCACCACCACCUGCUCUCUGGGCUCCGCUGAUGAAAACGCGGUGACUCCGGCGGACGAGGGUCUGAAGACUGUCCACCUGGAGCUCACUGAGACCUGUCUGGACAUGAUGGCACGAUAUGUCUUUUCCAACUUCUCCGCCCUGCCCAAAAGGUCUCCCAUUGCAGAGUUCCUUUUAACGGGGGGUCGCAGUAUGACCUGGCUGGUGGGCAACAAGCUGGUGACCAUAACAACCAGCGGAGGGGUCAGAGCGCAGGCGCUGCUGGGCCUGGACAUGGCCGAGCGGCUGGGAGGAGGAGGGGAGAUGACCAGGUCAGACCCAUCCCUCCACACCCGAAUCACCAAAGAGGCUCCGGCCAAACUGGAGUCACAGUCGAGUCAGCAGCACAACAGAGCCACGCGCAUACGGGUCCGCUCCAUGUCAGGGGGCCAUGCUCUCCGUGCCGGUCCUGCUCAGAGCCUCAGUCCUCUGGUGUCCCCCUCUGAGGGCGAGCUAGCUGCUCCGCUCUCCCCCCCCUCUGUCUCCACCCUGGAUGGUCUGGGCCCCCCCCCCUCCUCCUCCUCCUCCUCUGCGGCCCCCUCUGCCCCCCCGCCUCUCAGAGACAACCCCAGCCUGGCUGAGUUCAUCCCCAUGCUCACUCAGGGCUGGGCAGAGAUCUUCAUACGGAGGCCGUCAGGCAACACGAGCUGGCUGAUGUGUCUGGAGAACCCUCCCAGUCCCUUCUCCUCGGAGCUGGGCAACAUGCCUCUGCAGGAGCUCUCCACCGUCCUCAUGGGGAUGGAGGGGGUGAAGGAGCCCCCGGCCCAGACCGCCAGCGCCCCCGCCAGCACCGCGGCCCCCGCCCCCGAGCUGCCGACACACAGCAGCGUCGGAGGGAAGCCCAACCUGAUCCAGCGCUCCAACACCGUGGGCGGCUCUCUCUGGUCUCUGGGUUCGGGCUCCGGCCCCCCAGGCCCCCCGGCCCCCGGCAGGUUGCACAGGAGCAUUUCCUGGGCAGACUCUGUAGUGGUGCUGGAGGAGGGGUCAGGGGUCACCGCAGCACAAACUCCUGAUUGGCUCGAGAGUGAAGAGUUUGAGCCAAUGCCGUCUGAUCCCAUCUUCAUGUCUGCAGACAAGUUCACCAAGACCCCCCCCCCUGGAACGCUCAGCAGGUCCUCCUCAACCUCCAGUCAAGAUGAUGAGAAGUCCACACUGGAGGAAGUAAGUGAGGGAGCGAUUCCAAUCGAUCAGCCCACUAUGGGACCCUCCACCCCGGGCAGCCAGGGGCCUGAACUCCCCUUCCAGAGCCACUCUCCGUCCCAGGGCCACGGCCUCAACAAGUCCAGCUCCUCCCCGGAGCUCCAGACCCUACCGGAGGCCUUCUCCAAGGCAGCUCUGGAGUCUCAGGCUGCGCUAGUAGAACCAUCGGCCCCCAAAGCCCCCGCAGACAGCAAGCCCCCGCCCCAGCAGCUGCAGUCUGAGAAGGAGAAGGUGGAGGGGGGCACAGGAGGGGACACUAAUGGACUCGGAAGUCAGAGUCAAGGCAGUGACAGCCCUGUAGUGUCUUCUCUAGGUGGGGGAGCGAGGAUGAGGUUGGAGUUUCCGGCCCCAGCGGCACCAUCCGGACCCAUCUCCCCCGGCGGAGGCCACCGACCCCGGGGCCACACCAUCUCAGUGUCAGCCCCCUCCUCCAGGAGGGAGAGGAGGACGGAGAGAGACUCGUACACCAGCCGGCCCGGACCCAGCACCACAGAGAAGAUCUCUGGACUCAGCCCGAGCUUCGUCUUCCUCCAGCUCUACCACUCUCCUUUCUUCGGGAACGAAGCCAACAAGCCUCUGCUGCUGCCCAAAACUCAGGUGAUCGACCGCGCCGUGAAGGUCCUGGACCAGAUGCCUCCGUACGACACCCACAAGAUCGGGGUGGUGUUCGUCGGGGCCGGUCAGGUCAACAACGAGGUCGCCAUCCUGUCCAACGAGUACGGGUCCAACCGCUACGCUGCCUUCCUCACAGGCCUGGGCAAACUAAUCCAUCUGAAGGACUGCGACCCCGACCAGAUCUUCCUCGGAGGGCUGGACCAGUACGGAGACGACGGAGAGUUCACCUACUGUUGGCAUGACGACAUCAUGCAGGCCAUCUUCCACAUUGCCACUCUGAUGCCCAACAAGGAGAGCGACAAGGGCUGCUGCAACAAAAAGAGACACAUUGGCAACGACUUUGUCAUGGUGGUGUACAACGACUCUGGAGAGGAGUACAAGCUGGGCACCAUUAAGGGUCAGUUUAAUUUUGUAGAAGUCAUCAUUAAACCGCUGGAUUAUGACUGUAACCUGGUGACCCUCCAGUGCCGCAAGGACCUGGAGGGACUAGUUGACACAACGGUGGCAAAAAUCGUUUCAGACCGCAACCUCCCUCUCUUAGUCCGACAGAUGGCUCUGCAUGCAAAUAUGGCCUCUCUGGUGCAUCAGUUCAGAGCCAACCCAUCUGAUGCCUACGCUUCCAAGUGGCUGGCGAGGUUGCGGCACAUUAAAAGGAUCCGGACCAGGGCCCAGGAGGACAUCCAGUCUCGUGCAACUCCCGGCAUCUCACUGACCCAGGGUCACACGCAACAAAACAAGUCCUUUCAGCAGAGCAGUCAGAACACGGAAGUUUCCGGCCAGAGGAAAAGACUUGUCUCGACUGUGGACGAUUUUACGGACUUUGUUUGAAUGGGUUUCUUGGCCUGGUAGAAACACACACACACACACCUGCCUUAGAGCUGAGGUCGGUUUACUUUCAGUUCUGAGUGGAAGAAUUCAAGAUGACACGCUGAUUUCAACUUUCCCAGUUUGUAUCGGCAAGAGCUUCACGGUACCAUAAAAGCUUAUUUUGUGAUGAAGUAUUGAUAUGUGAAGACAUUUCUGCAUAUUUUUCGAAAAAUGCUAACGCUUUGCACUUUUAAAGUCUAAUCAUAAUGUUUCCGAUGUGCAACAUGAGAUGAGUAAAAGCUGUACAGAACACUACGUUCGAGAGCAGGAUGUGUUUGUGAGUAAAAAUAUGUGGAAUAAAAAAGUGGAGAUUA